Molecule: messenger RNA, 1592 nt
Organism: Clupea harengus (Atlantic herring)
Lineage: Eukaryota; Metazoa; Chordata; Actinopteri; Clupeiformes; Clupeidae
Gene: tex9
Product: testis expressed 9
Source: RefSeq, a predicted model, not a curated record
CAGUAGAUAAAUCAGUUAGCAUAUUAAGAAAUGCAAUGAGACAUAGUAAUUUUAAGCAAGCGCAAUGUAUAAAACAUAUGUUUGCAUUAAUACAAAUUGAGAACAACCAAUAGCUUUUUACUUUAACUCACACAUUUUAAAUACACAGAUACUAUGCAGGUAUGUAUGAUACAAUCACUCUUUCUAAAGUCUCCACUCCUAGGACGAGUUUUCGUUGCUAUGCAACAGGGACGCGACUGGAAGUCUGCCUGCAAACAUGACGGAACGUACAUCGUCAGCUCAUAUGCCGAAGAAGCCUCAUUCGGCUGGUAUAGGAAAGUCAUUGUCUAGACCUGCGAACCGUCCUGUCUCUGCUCCACCAAAAGAAAAACCGAAGAUGGAUAUCUUUGCGAAGGAGGAGGAAUACAAACGCCUGAAUGCAGAGUUGGAAGCAAAGACAGCUGAAAUUGUAAGACAAGCAGAGGAGGUCAUGAGGGAACAAAAUGAAGUUUUGUCAAAACCAGUAUCCUCUCACCUUGAUAUUGAGGAUGAAGAAGAUCUAAGUCACUUUUUUAACAGAGAGGCGAUAUCAAUAACACAUUCAGAGAAGACAACUGCAAAGUCUGUAAGGAAGACAAAUGCUUUAAAGCCAAGCAAACCAUUAGUUGUCAACAAAAAGAGAUCACAAAAGACAAAGGUAAAUGAAACUGCGGCUGAAAGCGUUGCUGUCAUAGAAGACUUUGGGGAUUUCUCCCUGGCAAAAACCAUUAGCAACAUUGAGGGUAAACUGAAUGAUGGAGUUUUUCCAGAAGAUCUUGAGGACGAUGUCAUGCCCAGCGUCGGGGAAGAAAUGGGAUCAGAGGCCCAGAUUCGUUUUUUGAAAGCAAAACUUAGAGUGAUGCAAGAGGAGCUGGAAAGGCUGUCAUUUGAAUGCAACAAGAAGGAUGAUGAAAACAGUGCAUUGAGCAGCAAACUGAAACAGACUGAAGAAGAUCGAAGUAGGCUGCAGAGAACCACCACGAUUCAACAGAGUCAGAUAGAGAAACACAGAGCCAUGGCGGAGGAGGCAAACCGAAGAGGUCAUGGGUUACAACAACAAGUUACUUCAUUACAGAAAGAAAUUGAUGGACUGAAAAGAGCAGACAAACAGGCAGCAAACAGCCAUAGUGCCACAGAGGUCAGGUUGAACAGAGCUCUGGAGGAAGCUGAGAAGUACAAGAUGCAACUGAACAAGAUUAAACAGACCACGAAGGACACUGCACACCAGGAGCAUCAAAUAAUGGAAGCAUUGCAAGCUGAGAACAAGAAGUUGGAAAAGCAAAAGGCUGAACUUAUAGUUGGCUUUAAAAAACAAAUUAAGCUAAUUGAUUUAUUGAAACGACAAAAGAUGCAUUUUGAAGCUGCCAAAAUGUUGUCCUUCACAGAAGAGGAGUUCAUGAAAGCUCUUGAUUGGGGGAAGUCAUAAUGUACAUCACCUGAGAGGAUGUUUGGUGGAGGCCUCCAAUAUACUUAUUGAAAGACUUUACUAAGGAUGAAUCAUGCUAUGAAAAAUGUAUUGUACAUGUAUUAUGUGUGGAUAUUUUAAAGGCAUUGCUUUGUUAUAAAUAAAUGGU